Molecule: messenger RNA, 802 nt
Organism: Camelina sativa (false flax)
Lineage: Eukaryota; Viridiplantae; Streptophyta; Magnoliopsida; Brassicales; Brassicaceae
Source: RefSeq, a predicted model, not a curated record
CCAGUUCUGUAUUUUAUAUAUAAAGCAACCAAAAGCCUAAAGAGAAAGAAUCUUAAAAAUUUUUAACUAAACCCAAAAAAAAAAAAAAAGUUUUUAUUCAUUUCUUCUUCUGUUUCUUGAAAUGGCGACGAGCAAGUGCUACUAUCAACGGCCAAGCCACCGUUUCUUCACCACCGACCAACACGUCACCGGAGCUUCCGACUUCGAGCUAGACGAAUGGGAUCUUUACAACACCGGUUCUGAUUCAGCUCCCAGCUUCAGCUUCAGUGAUCUUACAAUCACCUCCGGUCGAAACAGAACUAACCGGAAAGAUUCGGUUUCUGGUACAGCUGCGUCUUCGUUACCGGUCAACGUACCGGACUGGUCUAAGAUUCUUGGGGAAGAGAGUCAAAGACAGAGUCACGUUACGAAUGAGGAAGAAGAAGAAGAAGAAGUGGACGGAGGUGCACGGCGUGUUCCGCCGCAUGAAUUGCUAGCGAACCGGAGGAUGGCUUCAUUCUCGGUUCAUGAAGGUGCUGGGAGGACUUUGAAAGGAAGAGAUCUGAGUAGGGUGCGAAAUACUAUUUUCAAAAUUAGAGGGAUCGAAGAUUAAAUUUUAUCUUUUUAAAAAUUGAGGGGUUGGGUUACAUAUAGAAAACAUGAGGGACUAAAUUCGCAAAAUUUGUAAGAGAUGUUUGGAUUUAUUUUUCGUUUUUUUUUUAAAUUUAUUUACUUAAGAUUGUAAUUGAAAUUUUGAGACAACAAAUAUGAAAUUUGACUUGGUAUUUCUUAUAUAACUUUUUUACUUCUUCGUCAACUUAUU